AUGGAAACAGUCGUUUUCACACGACGCGAAACGGCGACGAUCAUUGACACUUACACCUAUCUAUCUAAUCGCCUUUUCUUUCUUUCUUUCUUUCUUUCUUUCUUUCUUUCUUUCAUCAAUAUCCCUCUGUCCUUUCUUUUUCUCUCGCUUUAUCUUUAUGUGACUCUGUCUCUCUGUCUCUUUGUCUCUCAUCUUGUAUCGAUCCGUCUCUCUAUCUCUGUCUCUCCGUCUGUAUAUCUUUGUCUGACAUUUUGUCCCUGUCUGACCCGAUACUCUGUCUCUGCCACGGUCUUACUGUUUCUUUUUCUGUCUGUUUGUCUGUCUGUCUCUCUGUUUUUCACUAUGUCAAUAUCUUUGUCCCAUGUUUUUGUUAUUCUAUCGCUCUCUCUUAGACUUUCUGUCUGUUAUUCUCUCUUUUUCGCUGUUUAUCUGUCUUUAAUUCCGUUUCUCUCCCUUUGUCUGUCUUCCUCUGUCUCUCUCUCAUUGUUUCUUUCUACCUGUCUCUCUUUCUCUCAUGUUACACUUGAGACACUGUCUAAAUCUAUCUAUCUAUCUAUCCCAUUCUGUUUUAUAUCUAUCUAUCUAUCUAUCUAUCUAUCUAUCUAUCUAUCUAUCUAUCUAUCUAUCUAUCCCAUUCUUGUCACUAACUCACAUCUAUCUAUCUAUCUAUCUAUCUAUCUAUCUAUCUAUCUAUCUAUCUAUGUCAGAGAAGCACGAUUCUUUCUUUUGCUUCGAUUUUCUUUCUCGUGGGAAGAUUUGGGUUCUUCCAUUAGUGUUAGAGCCUUGGGCAGGCGUUGA
Messenger RNA from Acanthosepion pharaonis, 798 nucleotides. Lineage: Eukaryota; Metazoa; Mollusca; Cephalopoda; Sepiida; Sepiidae. The record is from the annotation of a GenBank genome assembly.